This is a messenger RNA of Rana temporaria (common frog), 2951 nucleotides long. RefSeq names its product coiled-coil domain containing 9 (gene CCDC9). The transcript is spliced from 15 exons. The record is from RefSeq and is a predicted model, not a curated record. Bases 189 to 2705 code for a protein of 838 amino acids. Lineage: Eukaryota; Metazoa; Chordata; Amphibia; Anura; Ranidae.
UCCACUGCCUACGCAGCGUGCUGACCUACGGUGGGCGUAACUGGGACCGGAAGAAGCGUGUGCGAAUCCGGAAGUGGGAUUGCAGCUGCAGGAGAGAGUGGAUUAUUCCUGGGAAGAUCUGUAAAUUGUGUGUUGCUGUGUCGGAAGAAGACGGAACUGCUUUCCAGGCUGACAUAGAAUCCUGUGUUAUGGCUUCUGUGGUUGAUCUGAAGUCUAAGGAAGAGAAGGAUGCUGAGCUGGACCGAAAGAUUGAAGCCCUGCGCAAGAAGAAUGAAGCCUUGGUGAAGAGACAUCAGCUGAUUGAGGAGGACCGUAAAAGGGCAGAGCAAGAGGGCAUGGCUGUGACCACUCCAAGGAAAGUCAAAAUUCCAGAUGGCGAGCCAGACAAAGCACGGAAAGAAAAGGAGAAUUUCUCAAUAACACUAGAUGUAUCUCCUGGGGAGAAAAGAACUGUAAGUGAUAGUAAAUCCCCUCGAGGCUCACACACCCCUACUCGUACCGAAACCUCUCCAAAAAGCCCCACUCAAAGGACAAGUGGCCGAACAGGAGCUCGCGCAGGAGGGCGGAGCCCACAUUUUGACAGACCAGGAGAUCCUUUAAAAAUAGAUGGUGACUACACCCACACACCUGAAAGGCCAGCAAGAGGUAGGAGGAGCCAAGGUGCAGAAGGGCCAAGGGGAAGUCCAUGGGUAGCUAAAGAAGGCCCUCCAGUAGACAAGUGGGCGGCGAUUCCUAGAGGUGGAGGAGGCGCACCCAGAGGAAGAGGUGAAGGCACACCUGGAAGAGGUGAAGGAGGAAGAGGGGAAGGCACAGCUGGAAGAGGUGAAGGAGGAAGAGGUGAAGGCACACCUGGAAGAGGUGAAGGAGGAAGAGGUGAAGGCACACCUGGAAGAGGUGAAGGAGGAAGAGGUGAAGGCACACCUGGAAGAGGUGAAGGAGGAAGAGGUGAAGGCACACCUGGAAGAGGUGAAGGCACACCUGGAAGAGGUGAAGGAGGAAGAGGUGAAGGCACACCUGGAAGAGGUGAAGGCACACCUGGAAGAGGUGGUGGUCAUGGUGGAAACCUAGAGGGAACUGACAGAAAGGUCAAGGAAUGGGAGGAAAAAAGAAAGCAGAAUAUAGAAAAGAUGAACGAGGAGAUGGAAAAAAUUGCAGAGUAUGAAAGAAGCCAAAGGGAUGGAGUAAGAGAUAUAAAUCCAAUACGCAACUUUCUCGAUGACCCUAGAAGGACAGGUCCUAUUGUAGAGGUCGACAGAAAGGAGGGCAGCCGCAGGCACAUCAGAAACUGGGGAGGCCCUGAUUUCGAGAAGGUGAAAACUGGUAUGGACCGGGAGAAGGAAAGCCAUGUGAGAAGACCCCAAGGAAGAAAUCAAAUGGAUAUGACCUUGUCAAUGACAGGCAGAGAGAGGGCAGAAUAUAUGCGCUGGAAGCAAGAGCGGGAACGGAUCGAUCAAGAGAGACUGGAACGACAUCGAAAGCCUACCGGCCAGUGGAAGAGAGAGUGGGAUGCAGAGAAAACGGACACUAUGUUUAAAGAAGGAUCCACCCCUCCUAUAGAGGAGGACGAACCAAUGGGCAGAAGAGACCAAGGAAAGAAAGGUGCUCCGAAGCCCCCUACUAUGGCAGAGUUUCUUCCCAGGAACUUACAAAGCUCAGGACAAAAGAGAGAUCAGAAUAGAGGCCGAGGGAGGAACAAACCAUACAGCAUGCAUGACAGUCGUUGGGAAGAAGAUGAGGAGGAAGAAGCAGAUGAAAAAGAAAAGACCUUACCUGUGGAGGAUAAAGAGAAGGAGACGUGUGUGGAGAAAACGGAAGAAAAAAAAGUCGAGGGUCAACAGAAAAGUACAUCUAUAGGCCAUAACCUCAGAAUGGAUGAAAAUAAUGAUGAAUUAAAACAUGACAAGGAAGAAGAGGAAUUUGAAGAGGGUGAUGAAGAAGAAUGGACUGAUGCUAGUGGUGAUGAAGAUGAUGAUGAAGUAGAUGAGGAUGGUUCAGAAGUUGAGGAGGACUCCAUCGAAGAGGCUGCCAAAGCUUCUCCCGCACCUCCAAAAGAGCAAAGGCUACCUCAGCAGAUGGAGACCCCCAAACUAACAAUGCCUCCAGCCAAUGUGAACACCAACGAAGAAGCUGUGGAGUCCAAACCCUCCAGCCCAUUCUCCCCAGAAGGGUACAGGCCAGUGACUGACUGGGGAGAGGAAAUGGAACAGCUGUCACCUCCAGGAAGCAGCAAUGAGGACAGUCCUCCUCAAGCCGUUAAUAGGAAGGUGAUCAGCGUGGACUCAAGAUCUCACUCAGACAGCGCUCAAAACUCCAGUUUGGAUCCAGAAGGCGCUGUGGCGUCCUGUGUAGAAUCCAGUUCAUUGCAAUCCCCUGAGGUCCAUACAGACCAAAAACAAAAACCUGUUGAAGAGUCCCCAGGAGGUGAGCUAUUGCCAGGUGCUCCAACGCUUCCUCUGGAGAGAGAUCCUGACAGCAGUAUAAAUCACGGUGAGAGAUUGGAAGAGAUUUCAGCAGUCCCAGCAGAGACCUCAUUAGCUGUAGAAGAGACUUCCCAAGUGCAAGAACAGAGUUCCCCAGCCACAGAAGAGGCUCUGCCAGUGAAAGAAGAGCCCACCCCGCUGGCAGAAGACCUGGAGGGAACCGUAAAAGCAGUGCACAUUGCUGACUUUGAGACGCAGAGUACGGAGAUACCACAGUCAUCCUGACCACCUUGACCACUUACCUUCAGCAUACAUUUCUCUCUGUACGGGAUGUCAUACUACAAGCUUGAAAACUUAUGUUCCAUUUCGCUACAGUAUUAACUGCUUCAGAUCUCCUGCUUGUCCAUAUGAUUGGUAAUUCUACGAGACAGGUUCUCUUGCUGUUUGGAUCUCUGCACUACAAAUAUUCUGUCCUGCCUUGCAAGAAAACAGCAUCCAUUAAUACUGAAGGCUAUUUAUCUUGAAAAAAAA